AUGAACCCCUUGUCUUUCCCCCUGUCGGGCUCUAGCCCUCCUGAAUCACGGCUACGGUUAAGUCGCCAAAUCACUCGGAACCGUGCGAGUUACAGCUGCAGGACAUGCCGUCGUCGCAAGGUACAUCCGAUAUGUGGCAACUGUGUGAAGAAUAAUACCGAGUGCAUAUACGAUGCUUCAGCGCAAAAGAAUGAAGAUGCGCGUGACACCUCUCAGCAUGCACACGGAGUCAAGCGGAGGAGAGAGAAUGCGCAGACAUUGGAGGAGGGAGUGGGUGAGCUGCAAUCGAUCUAUGGGGACUUGAGGCAGGCCGAGGCAUCAAAGAGCGACAAAUCUGACCCCCGCGCAAUUGAGUCACGAUUGGACAAACUCAUGUCGAUGAUUGAGCGCCUUGGCGGAACAAACCAAGCCCUGGAAGCUGUUGCCGAGAAUGAGACGAUUCCUGAAACCAAGGGAGAAACUAAGCCGUUACAUGAGUCGCGACUGGGUCCCUCAAAUGGAAAUGUGACAUUAUCGCAACCUGCCAGUCCGCGGCGCAUUGCGGCCGAGUCGAGUGGUGACGAGUUUCCGAUACCGUCGGGCCGAGCUACUGAUUUAGUCGACCCGGUUGGUAGUCUAAACUUGGGCCAUCUAAGCCUAGAAGAUGGUGGAAGAUCUAGAUAUGUUGGCACCACGUAUUGGGCCUACAUUUCGGACGAGAUCAAUGAGCUUAAUCAAUUGCUACGAGAUCAAAAUCGCUCGCAUGAUCAGCCAGCUCCAGAAAGGAACACACAAACGCCAGACCCAGCUACCGAUUCUCGGCAGUCAUGGAGGGAGUCACUAGAUAGCUCAACAUCUUCAAUGACCCCGCGCUCCCGGCUGUUCCAACAAUCUAUAAUAUUUCCUUCUGGUGAUUCACCUUCAACGAAUGAGAAGGCAGUGGAGCCAGAAAUGCUGGAUCGGAUUCCAACCAAACGACAAAGUCACAUUUUAUACAAAGGAUUCAUGUCCGGCAUACAUGCCAUCAGUCCGGUUCUUCAUCCUCCUACAAUUUUAAAGCUCUAUAGCUCCUUCUGGGACUGGUACGACUACAGCAGCUAUUCAGGUGACCCCUGCCCCAGUCCAUCAUUCAUACCACUGUUGUAUGCAAUCUGGUAUGGUGGCUCAGUCACUAUUUCAAUUCGGGCAAUCAAGGCCGAAUUCAACGUGUCUUCCCGUUCUGCGCUUUCAACUAUGUACAGUGAAGAGGUGACGCGCUGGUUGACAAAAAUAUCAUUUCCGCGCAGUCCGUCUCUGCAAGGGCUUGCUGCCUAUCUCAUUGUACAAACCAUUGUAUCAAAGGAAGAGGAGCCUUUGACGAGCAGUCUGUUUGUCAGUCUGGCGAUGAGGGUGGCACAGACAAUGGGUUUACAUAGAGAUCCCGCCAAGUUCGGCAUCGAACCGUCUGAGGCAGAAUACCGUCGCCGGUUAUGGUGGCAUAUCAUGCACAUGGAUGGGGUUGUUGCCAUGUCAAGUGGUUUGCCUCCCCUUGUCAGUGAUGAAAACUACUGGGACGUAUGCGAGACAAGCGAAAUCAAAGACACACUGUUGGGCACGCCAGCAGCUGAGCAGUAUGAGAUAUCAGUCGCAUCUCAUGGACGGCAACCUGACAAUCCGGACGAUCCCAACCUUUGUGGUGGGCCAUCUAUGGUUAAUGUGUAUUACCUUACCGCAAGGGGGAAAUACGCUAUGGCUCGUGCUGUGCGGCGCAUACUUAAGAUCCAGCUUGGAACCAAGCCUCUUCUCAGACAGGACAUGGAAGAACUUCGAUCUGUAUUAUUAGGAUUACAACUGAAGCUGAACUCGAUAAUACAGCGAAUUCCAGAGGGCAAAGAUCUUGAUCAUUCUUCAACCUCUGGUCGGGCUCUAUCCAUGUCCAAGUCCCCUGUGGAUGGCCGCUCCUCUGAUACAGAACUUCCAGGAGAGGGACCGACAGGAUGCCCAGAACAGUACCACUCUCCGGUGCUCGUUUGUUUCCAUAAGUGGGCUAAAAUUAUUUUGUCUUUAUAUAUUGACAAAGCAUUUUGUGUUGCCUAUCAACCUUUUCUCAAGAACGCUCGCAGCCGCAUUUGGCCUGCUGCACGUCAAAGUGCACUUCGGCAUUGCCAUGGGUUCAUGAGAAAGUUCAUUCAACUCGCAACUGAUCCUGAUUUCCAGCCCUUCCAGUGGAGCUGGCCUGGGAUCAUGCUUAUUGAUUUGUACGAACGACCCCAUAGCCCUGAGGCAUCUAGAUCACGCGCCUUCAUCGAUCGAAUACUUGCUCUAUCUGGUCCAGAUGGAGGAGUCGUCGGUGGCGAGGAUGGUGUGUCAACUCAAAGACCCUUGAAGGAUGGAGGUCGUGAGGCUUGGGACAUGAUCCGCCGGCUUCGUCAAAAGGCCUGGCAAAAGGCAGGUCUCAAUCCUUCAAUGCUCUGGACUGAGCAGGAUCAAAUUCAAGCCGGUGUCUCCACGCCAGCUGAUUUUAAUGACUCACUCUACAAAUCCCAUUCUGGUUCCCCAGAGGCGUCAGUCACGGCUUCCCGGGUCCCACCACAUGAUCCCAAUGUCAAUGAUUUUAACAAGACAUUCUACAACAUCACUCGCUCGCACAAUUUAUCGAGCAUCGCCUCAACUUCUCCCCGGCCCAGCCCCUUGCGGUAUUCACAGAAACCCCAGGAACAACCCUUGCCUUCCUUCAACACACCUUCACAAAAUAAUCCAAACUCUACCUCCAGCCCGAUGCUACCUCCUGGCACUGAUCCAUAUAAUUCUUUAUCCUCGCUGGAGCUGGCUUCAUACCAAGGCCUAUCUUCUCUGAGUCAGGCACAACCGCCUUCCGCUUCGACUACCAUCCUACAACAAGGCCAACGGCCACUUUCAAAUCUCGCCCCUUCACCUGCUAUACCUUUCAUGGAACCAUCCCUUAACACCAUACCCAUAGAUGAUUCUACCCUGCCUUCCAUGGUCGACCCCAACAUCAACUUCGACUGGGAUCAAUGGGACGCAGUAUUCGGACAGCAUCUCCCUGUAGCAGAUGACCUCAUGGAACUAGACCCCGUUGCGGGACUUGACUUUGCCAAUCUGGGGAACGCUUUAAAUGACCACAAUGCUUCCAGCGGGAAUAUGGCCGAUAUCUAUCAUAAUGGUCUGCCACCUGCUGUGGCCUCGUCGGAUGAUAUGAACUUCCCCUCAUCCUGGAAUGGCAAUAGCUCUGGCAGUACGGAGAAUUCAAAUGGUUGGUCGGGAUAUGAAUAA
Messenger RNA from Penicillium nucicola, 3252 nucleotides. Its product is annotated as putative C6 transcription factor. Bases 1 to 3252 code for a protein of 1083 amino acids. Lineage: Eukaryota; Fungi; Ascomycota; Eurotiomycetes; Eurotiales; Aspergillaceae. Gene Ontology annotation, biological process: regulation of DNA-templated transcription; DNA-templated transcription. Gene Ontology annotation, molecular function: DNA-binding transcription factor activity, RNA polymerase II-specific; zinc ion binding; DNA binding. The transcript is spliced from 8 exons. The record is from RefSeq and is a predicted model, not a curated record.